AUGUCAGCAUUCAGAGCUUUCAUGAUUUAUGAUUACUAAAGAAAUUUCUUCUUUAUGUUUAUAAGAAGAGGUUUUUAAGUGACUCCUAAAUGGAAUGGUUGUAGAAAAGAAUUGGAAAAUAAAUUAUAAGAAAUGGUCAAAGAACCCAAAGACAAUUUUGAGUAAUCUACAGAUUAUGGAAGGUUUAAAUGUAAGUAUGAUAAAAUGAACAGUAACAUAUUUUGAAUAAAUAAGAAUGUUAUUUCAUUUUAUUGAGCAGUAUGGAAGUUAAAGAGGAUUAUCAAAAUUAAGUUUUGGAUGAAAUAUAUGAUCUCUUUAAAAGUAUGCCUAAUUACUCAAAAGUAAAUAUUGCAUUUGCAAUCUUAGAUAAAAAAAGAGGAAUUAGAAAAAAAAGAAACUGAAACCAUAGAGAAAUUACUUGAAAUAAAAGAAUAAGAUUAUGCUAGAAAAUAUGGGAAAGUUAAAGCCUUUGAAGAACCAUAUGAGACUAAGGUUGAUGAUAAGAUUUAAUAACAAGUACUUAUAUAGUAAUUAAAAUUAGAGUAAAAUAUAAUCAUAGCUAAAAGUUGGAUCAUAAAUUAAUAAUCAAUCAAAUUAAAGAGCUAUAUCUUAAAUUUAAAAUGGUUCUGUUGGUUAUUAAAAAAGUCAUGGAUUUAAUUCUGAUAAAGAUUUAAGUGCAGAUACACUUAUUAAAAUAUUUAGAUGUUUUAUGAUGUGGGAUUAUAAUAGAUAAUUCUUUUUUAUGUUUAUAAGAAAAGGAUUUCCACUUGAUAAAACUUGGAGUCAAGAAAGAGUAAAAUUAGAAACAGAAAUUAAGGCUAAAUAAUUGGAUCCAAAUGAUCCUAAAGCAAAACCAAAAGAACCACCUGAAUAAUUCAGUUAUAGAGGAAAUUUUGGUUAAUAUAAAGCAAAAUACGAUAAAAAAGCAAGUAUGAUUCUUAUACUAUUUUAAGAAUGUUAUUUUGUUUUACUUUCUAGAUUCAAAAUUAAAGAAGAUCCAUAAAUUAAACUUUUAGAAGCAUUAUAUGAUGAAAUAUAAAAAGUAGAUAAAUAUAUUAAUGUAAAAAUUUUAAUUAAUUUUAGUUAAAAUAUGAUGCUUUAGAAAGUAAGAAAAAAAGAGAUUUAGAAAGGAUUAUAGAUGAGCAUGAAAAGGAAUUAGCAAAUCAAGUGAGUUAAAGAUUUAUAGACACUAAAAUGUUAGAAUCAAGAUUAGGUUUUAUUCAUUCUCCAGAGAGAGUAUCAAAUAAUAACUUGUCUUCAAAAAAGAGUUCAAUAUUUAUAUCUAAUUAACUUUAAUAACCAUAAUAAUAAUAAUCACAAAUCAACUCUGCAUAAUGUUUACAAUAACCAUUAAUAAGUCAAUAAUAAUAAUAACCAAAGCAAGAAGAAAAUUUAUUUAAAUCAGAAAAGUUAUAAAUUAAUGAUAAUCCUAUUAUUGAUGAUAAUGUAGAUGAUACUGAAAAUAUCCCAAAUUAUACAGAAGAAGGUUAAUUAGCAUAAAGAAUUAAUUUGUAUUAUACCAAGCCAUUAAAAGUUUCUUAAUAUAUUAAAUCUGGGAAUUGA
This is a messenger RNA of Paramecium pentaurelia, 1563 nucleotides long. NCBI's taxonomy places the organism in Eukaryota, Ciliophora, Oligohymenophorea, Peniculida, Parameciidae. The record is from the annotation of a GenBank genome assembly.